CCCUCUCUCUCUCUCUCUAUCUCAAAUCCUCCAUGACCAACCAAAAGCAGUCGAUAUAACUUCGAACCCAACCAAAGACUCAUCUUUCUUCUACCCAAUUCGUGCACUCUCAUCAAAGGCAUGGCUCCAACUGCAGCAACCACAUGGUUCUCUCCUCCAAUCCCAUCCAAGUCUUCUUCUUCUUCGCUUUCAGUUGAAUUGGACUUGCACGGGCCCAGCAAAAAGCCCAGAAGAAUCACUUGCUCUCUCCAAACGCCCCCCAAGCUCCUCCUCCCCAAGAAACCAUUGACAGUCCAACCGUCAAGAACCGCCGUUGCCGCUCCUCCCUCCACUUCAAAACCUCAUGGCAAAGAGACUCCGGUGCAAUGGAACUUGUUGCAGAAAUUCGCGUCCGCAGCCUUAGACGCCGUCGAGAACGCCCUCGUCUCCCACGAGCUCGAGCAGCCCCUCCCCAAGACGUCAGACCCACGGGUCCAAAUCUCCGGCAACUUUGCCCCGGUGCCCGAGCAGCCCGUCUGCCACUCGCUUCCUGUGGCUGGCAAGAUCCCUGAUUGCAUCCAAGGCGUGUACGUGCGGAACGGGGCCAACCCGCUCUAUCAGCCAGUUGCCGGCCACCACUUGUUCGACGGCGACGGCAUGAUCCACGCCGUCCAUCUUGCUGAUGGCUCUGCCAGCUACGCCUGCCGCUUCACCAAGACACACCGCUUUGUCCAGGAGCAGGCCCUCGGCCGUCCAAUCUUCCCCAAAGCCAUCGGCGAGCUCCAUGGCCACUUCGGCAUCGCCAGGCUCCUUCUCUUCUAUGCUCGCGGUGCUUGCGGCCUCCUCGACCAUGGCCAUGGCAUCGGUGUUGCCAACGCGGGCCUUGUGUACUUCAAUGGCUGCCUGCUCGCCAUGUCGGAGGAUGACAUGCCCUACCAUGUCCGCAUCACCGCUGCCAGUGACCUUGACACCAUCGGCCGCUACGACUUCGGCAGCCAGCUGGACUCCAUGAUGAUCGCCCACCCAAAGCUCGACCCUGUCUCAGGCGAGCUCUUCGCCCUCAGCUACGACGUUGUCCAGAAGCCCUACCUCAACUACUUCCGCUUCUCGCCAGACGGGAGGAAGUCACUGGAUAUUGAGAUUCCCCUCGCGGAGCCGACAAUGAUGCACGACUUCGCGAUCACUGAGCAGUUCGUGGUGAUCCCAGACCAGCAGGUGGUGUUCAAGCUGAACGAGAUGGUCCGCGGCGGAUCUCCAGUGAUCUACAACAAAGCCAAAACGUCGAGGUUUGGAAUCAUGGACAAGUACGCGGACGACGCAUCCGGAAUCCGGUGGAUCGACGUGCCGGAUUGCUUCUGCUUCCACCUCUGGAACGCCUGGGAAGAGCCGGAGAGCGACGAAGUCGUCGUGAUCGGCUCGUGCAUGACGCCACCAGACUCAAUCUUCAACGAGCAGGACGAGAGCCUGAAGAGCGUGUUGUCCGAGAUCAGGCUCAAUCUGAAGACUGGCGAGUCGAUGCGGCGUCCGAUCAUAAGCGACGAGAGCGAGCAAGUGAACCUGGAGGCGGGAAUGGUGAACCGGAACAGGCUCGGGAGGAAAACCCAGUUCGCGUACCUGGCCCUGGCCGAGCCAUGGCCGAAGGUGUCGGGGUUCGCGAAGGUGGACCUCGCGACGGGGCAGGUCCGCAAGUUCAUGUACGGGGAGCAGAGGUACGGAGGCGAGCCCCUGUUCCUGCCGAGGGAGGCGAGUUCAGGGAGCGGAGAGGACGACGGAUACGUGUUGGCGUUCGUGCACGACGAGAAGGAGUGGAGGUCGGAGCUACAGAUCGUGAACGCCGUGACUCUGGAGCUGGAGGUGACAGUCCAGCUCCCGUCGCGAGUCCCCUACGGGUUCCACGGCACGUUCAUCAGCGCCAAGGAUUUGGCGCAGCAGGCUUGAGAUCGAAUUAAGAUCAAAGGAGGAUUUCACAGAGGGAUGAUUUGCAUAUACGUCCCCGGGAAUCUUCCUCACACACAGUCACGGAGUAACAUCCAUCUACUUUGUGGACGUUCUUCGAAACUUUGUCUUUUUCAAAAUGGGUGAGAGUGAGAGAUUUUGAGGAACCGAGCUCGUAGCUUUGAGAGUAGUUUUGGUAGGACUGAGAGCUCAGCUGGUUUCUGCUUAUUCUCUCGCUUCUCUGUUCUUGUCUCUGCUUUCGUGUAUGUGUGUAACAAUAACAACGUUUACAGGCACAUUACCAUAUUUGUACAUCUGUUUCAUGACUCU
Syzygium oleosum is the source of this 2244-nucleotide messenger RNA. RefSeq names its product 9-cis-epoxycarotenoid dioxygenase NCED1, chloroplastic-like. The coding region runs from base 121 to 1917 and encodes 598 amino acids. Gene Ontology annotation, cellular component: chloroplast stroma. NCBI's taxonomy places the organism in Eukaryota, Viridiplantae, Streptophyta, Magnoliopsida, Myrtales, Myrtaceae. Gene Ontology annotation, biological process: carotene catabolic process. Gene Ontology annotation, molecular function: carotenoid dioxygenase activity. The transcript has a single exon. The record is from RefSeq and is a predicted model, not a curated record.